This is a messenger RNA of Fusarium sp. VM40, 669 nucleotides long. The record is from the annotation of a GenBank genome assembly. NCBI's taxonomy places the organism in Eukaryota, Fungi, Ascomycota, Sordariomycetes, Hypocreales, Nectriaceae.
AUGUCAUCUAUCCGUGCAAUUCUCACACCUCAGCUCCGAGCUACUAUCCGACCUAGAUAUUUCCGCCUACAACAGAGUCCCAUUCGGUUCCAAAUCGCUGCCAUGUCCGCGGUCUCAGACGUCAUUGUCAAGGACCACCGUGAGCUGAAGGACUACUACAAUGAAGUAGUCAACUCCACCGACCAUGACCACCAGCAGCGCUUCGGCAACCAAUUUGUCUGGGAGCUUGCGCGCCAUUCAGUUGGCGAGGAACUCGUUAUUUACCCGGCGAUGGAGAAAUACAUGGGCGACAAGGGCAAACAAUUAGCAGAUGAGGAUCGCCAGGAGCACCACCAUGUCAAAGAGUUACUAAAAGUCUUUCAAAACCUAAAGUCCCAAGACCCGGAGUACAUACCCAAGCUGAAAGAAAUCUGGGGUUUGUUGGAGAAGCACAUCGAGGAGGAAGAGAAGCGCGAUCUACCGGCGCUUGAACAAGCGCUCAAGACACAAGCCCAAGAAAGCGAAUCUCUAGCGACUUCAUUUGCGAGGACGAAGCAGUUCGUGCCGACGCGGAGCCAUCCCAGUGCGGGAGAGAAGCCACCGUUUGAAACGGUCAUGGGUCUCAUGGCGGCGCCUAUCGAUAAGCUUGCGGAUAUGUUCCGCAAGUUCCCUAGCAAAAGCCAAUUGUAA